UUUUACGGCUUCGGAUUCGCCCAAACACGCGGUUUGAACCCUCGAACAAGAGCGAGCACGGGCAAGGGACACCGAGGCUGCGAGGCAGGAGACCUAGAUCGGGCAUUCCAUCCUUUGCAGCUGCAUCAGACGAGGGAGAGACGAGGGCGCUGGCGAUCGAUUCCCGCCCUCUUUCUCUCUCUCCCUCACUCUCAUCUUUGGUUCUCGUCUGAUGCCUCAUUUCAAUCCUUCCAAUCGCUCAGAUCCUUGAUUCCGAGUUCCACCGUAAACUCAAUCGAAUUAGAUUGAGAGAAACGCAGCGAUUUUGACUGAAUCAUUAGAGUCUCUAUACUCCGCCCGCAUUCACUGACGACUGCCGAGAUUUUGGUCUUCCAAGAAAGGAACUUGAGCACCCAUGGAUACUCCAUCGCUUCCACCUCCUUCUAUGGGCUACUCUCCUCCAGUUGCCACUCCUAAUACCCUAAUGCCUCGACCUGAACGGCGGCCUACUCCACUUGCAUUCUCCUCUCCAUCAACAUUUUCUCCUCUGCCACCCCAACAAAACCAACUGCCUCGCACAUCGUCACAGACGCCUAGAUCACUGUCAUCAGGAGACGGAGUCCAUGUUAACACUCCCCUUUCACAAUUCAGUACUCCUCCCGGACCACCACUUUUCUCUCCACCUCUUCGGCCAGCAGCAGUGCCUUUCCGAGCUACACCAACGACCCCGCAACCAGUACCAUUCUCGUCAGGAUCUACUUUACCAACAUCCUCAUCGCCUCAUUAUUCCAAUGGAUCCCAUGAGCUGUCAUUGCACCGUUCUGCUGGUCUGGAUGAGUCUACUUUUGAGUCCCCGUAUGUUCUAUUUUCUGCUCACAAGGUGUUAAAGCGUAAAAAACUUGCAAAUGUGCCUUGCUUGGGUUUUGGAGCUUUGGUCUCCCCUGGGAGAGAAAUUGCACCUGGUCCUGAGGUUGUACACCGUGAACCCUAUCGUUGUCAAAGUUGCGGGGCUUAUGCAAACCUUUACUGUGAAAUUCUAAUUGGAUCAGGACAGUGGCAGUGUGUAAUAUGUCAGAGAUUGAAUAGCAGUGAUGGCGAAUAUAUAGUUCCCAGUAAGGAAGAUCUUCAAAACUGGCCAGAACUCUCUUCCUCAGCUAUUGAUUACGUUCAGAUAGGAAAUAAACGGCCAGGUUUUAUUCCAGUUUCUGACUCGAGAAUGACUGCACCUAUUUUUCUUGUAAUUGAUGAAUGCUUAGAUGAAGCACAUCUCCAGCAUCUCCAAGGUUCUUUGCAUGCUUUUGUUGACUCCCUGCCCCCCACUACAAGGCUUGGUGUCAUAACAUAUGGACGGACAGUGUCAGUGUAUGAUUUUUCAGAGGGCUCAGUGGCAUCAGCUGAUGUUAUACCAGGUGACAAAUCACCCACCGAAGAAUCUUUGAGAGCUCUCAUAUAUGGCACUGGUGUUUAUUUGUCACCUGUACAUGCUUCACUUCCCGUGAUGCACACUAUAUUUUCUUCUCUAAGGUCAUAUAAACUCAACAUUCCAGAAGCAUCUCGUGACCGAUGCAUAGGUACAGCAGUGGAGGUUGCUCUAGCAAUCAUUCGUGGACCAUCAGCUGAUAUGACACGUGGAAUCAUCAAAAGAUCAGGAGGCAAUUGCAGAAUCAUUGCCUGUAUUGGUGGUCCUAGUACUUAUGGACCUGGAUCAGUUCCAUACUCAGUUUCUCAUCCAAAUUAUGAAUACAUGGAGAGGACAGCUAUGAAGUGGAUGGAACAUCUUGGUCAAGAAGCACUCCGACAUGAGACUAUGGUGGAUAUUCUUUGUGCAGGUACAUGCCCAGUUAGGAUUCCUGUUCUACAGCCUCUAGCAAAAAGCUCUGGUGGUGUACUGAUACUUCAUGACGAUUUUGGAGAAGCAUUUGGUGUCAACUUGCAAAGAGCAUCCAUGAGGGCUUCCGGUUCACAUGGAUUGUUUGAAAUACGCUGUUCGGAUGAUAUUCUUGUGACUCAAGUCAUUGGGCCAGGAGAAGAGGCCACUGCUGAUUCACAUGAAACAUUCAAGAAUGACUCUUCAUUUUAUAUCCAGAUGCAUAGCGUUGAAGAAACACAGAGCUUUUCCUUGUCCAUGGAAACUAAAGGAGAUAUUAAGAAUGACUAUGUUUAUUUCCAAUUUGCAGCUCGUUAUUCAAAUAUAUAUCAAGCUGGCAUUUCUAGAGUGAUUACUGUCAGGUUACCUACUGUGGACAGUGUAUCCAUGUAUCUUAGAAGUAUCCAAGAAGAUGUAGCAGCUGUGCUUAUUGCUAAGAGAGCUCUCUUGCAUGCUAAGACAUCUUCUGACGCUAUUGAUAUGAGACUUACAGUAGAUGAAAGAGUUAAGGAUAUUGCUUUAAAGUUUGGUUCUCAGCCACCCAAGUCCAAGCUUUAUCAGUUUCCUCGGGAGUUAUCAACUCUUCCUGAAAGCUUAUUCCAUCUUAGAAGGGGAUCACUGUUAGGAAAUAUUGUUGGUCAUGAGGAUGAAAGGUCAGUCUUAAGAAACUUGUUCUUGAAUGCCUCAUUUGAUUUGUCCCUUCGGAUGUUGGCACCUCGAUGUCUGAUGCAUCAUGAAGGAGGUACCUUUGAGGAGUUACCAGCAUAUGAUCUUGCUAUGCAAUCUAAUGCAGCUGUGGUCCUUGACCAUGGAACAGAUAUUUUCAUAUGGUUGGGUACUGAGCUUGCAGCUCAAGAAGGAAAAAGUGCAGCAGCUUUAGCAGCUUGUAAAACAUUAGCUGAGGAACUAUCUGAGCAACGCUUUCCAGCUCCUCGGAUUCUUUCAUUUAAAGAGGGAAGCUCCCAGGCUCGGUAUUUUGUUUCUCGUUUGAUUCCAGCACACAAGGAUCCUCCUUACGAGCAGGAGGCAAGAUUCCCUCAGCUUCGCACCUUAACCCCUGAUCAAAGAACAAAGCUAAAAUGCAGCUUCAUUCACUUUGACGAUUACAGUUUUUGUGAGUGGAUGCGAAGCCUGAAGCUAGUGCCCCCUGAACCCAGUUAAAUCUCCCAGCAACAAAUUUAUAGGGCCUGAGCUACGACAAAACCAAACUCGUCAUAAAAUAUGCCCUCAUACUUAUUGAAUCCAUCAGGAACUUCUCGAUGAUGCUAGUCUUUGAUUAGUGUCAUCCUGUAACUGAUUUUAUAAGACAUGUCCAGUAAGUGUUGCCUGCUGCUAGCCAAUUCAGAUAAUUCUGAAAGGUGCUUUACAAAUGAGAGAUAUCAGAGUACAUAGAUGAUUUUUUCCUCUGCGAUUGGCUUAGAUUUUGAAAUUUCAAAAGCAAUAAAUAUCAAGCCUUAUGUUUCCCUUAGACAUGAUGAAAUGUGACGUCCUUUUCUGCAUCCGUUGGAUUGAGAUGGUUUUGGGAAAGUAGAACAAUGCAAGCCAUACUGUCUUAAUCUCUUCUUUUUCUUGCUUAAUUAAAGCAUAGAUAAUAUUUAUUAUACUUUGCAAUCGUACUUUGUGUUGUUCUGUCACAAUAAGAUAAGUUCUGUCAAAUUAUUGUUCUGCUA
Molecule: messenger RNA, 3516 nt
Organism: Zingiber officinale
Lineage: Eukaryota; Viridiplantae; Streptophyta; Magnoliopsida; Zingiberales; Zingiberaceae
Product: protein transport protein SEC23-like
Exons: 6
Coding region: 395-3007 (870 amino acids)
Biological process (GO): COPII-coated vesicle cargo loading; intracellular protein transport; endoplasmic reticulum to Golgi vesicle-mediated transport
Cellular component (GO): endoplasmic reticulum exit site; COPII vesicle coat
Molecular function (GO): GTPase activator activity; zinc ion binding
Source: RefSeq, a predicted model, not a curated record